Messenger RNA from Vitrella brassicaformis, 782 nucleotides. Lineage: Eukaryota; Vitrellaceae. The record is from the annotation of a GenBank genome assembly.
GGUUCCGCAGAUAAGGGCGGUUGCGCACCUGACCAACGAUCAACACACACACACAGCCAUUCAUUGCAUGGCAGAGAGCAGGUCAUGGGCAUUGAUUGCUUCGCCCGCCUGCCUUCCCGCCUGGCUGGCUGGCUGUGUGGCUGUCUGCCUGGCUCACCGAUGCGACGAUGCACAGCGUGUUGCCCUUGACCUCCAUCAGCCGCAGGGUCGGGAAGAUGCUCCCUGAAACCGCACACGCACACACAGCAUACACACUCAUUCCGGCCCGCCCUUCAAUCCGCACUCCACACACGUACCAGUAUACGGCGCUACCAAAGAGGUCUGCACACACAUUCACACACACACAAAAAAAGAGAGAGAGAGAGAGAGAGGGCACACGCAAGCGCAUCCACGACGCAGGCACUACCUGCAGACUCUUGCUGCAUGCCUUACGAUGUUUGACACGGCGGCUGGUCCGACGAUGGGGAAGGGCUGCAGGCCGUGGAAGAUGUCCCACAGGUUGAGCGGCAGCAGCCCCGAGGCCUGGAUCUUCCUCACCUGCUGCAGCAGCAGCCACGGCAGCGCCACCACCAGCCCGAUGCAGCCCAGAAAGCUUCCCAACCAGGUGUCGAAUGCACGCACCACCGUCGCAUACAUCGUCCGACGCACCUUUCCCUUGACCUCAGGCGAGCUUGUCAGUGAUGUUCUACUGGUGACCUGCCCGACUGCUUAUUUGAGUCACACGAGGAAGAUCCCUUGUGCAUCGUCUUGGGUUGUGUCGUAGAAGCGCUGCGAGUGUGUUG